Durio zibethinus is the source of this 2986-nucleotide messenger RNA. Its product is annotated as beta-hexosaminidase 2-like. Gene Ontology annotation, biological process: carbohydrate metabolic process; glycosaminoglycan metabolic process. Lineage: Eukaryota; Viridiplantae; Streptophyta; Magnoliopsida; Malvales; Malvaceae. The record is from RefSeq and is a predicted model, not a curated record. Gene Ontology annotation, molecular function: beta-N-acetylhexosaminidase activity. Gene Ontology annotation, cellular component: membrane.
UUGAGAGUCCAAGAGUUGACUACUAGUAUUCCAGGGUGUAAUUAGGAACAAAACUAUUUGAGUUUACAUAAGAAAAUGGCAAAGCCGGCAAUGAGAUUCCAAUAAUCAUAGACAAUUGGCAAAGCCGGCAUGUUUGUAAUGGUGACUUUAGCCAUGGAAACCUACUCCAUAUUAGAUGUGAAGGAAAAUCAUUACUACUUUGAAAGCUAAAAAUGUAACUGAAUAUAAGAGAUUUAAAGCAAGAAAAAUUAGUAAUAAUAUAUUGGAUUGUUGUUUUGUGCCAAAAGAGUUAAAAAAUCUGUUAAAAAGGGGAAACAAAAGUGACAGAAAAUCAAAACAAUAAUCAUAUUAUGUCAAGCAAGUGCUACUUGCAGAUGAAAAUUAGGCAAAAAUCAUGUUCUUCCUUUGGCACUUUACCCUGGAACAUGACAAAAUUGAAGUAUUACUCCUGGUUGUCGUUGAUUUCAAAGCUGGUAGGUUGGCUUGAAAUUACCUUGGACGAUGGGGUUACUUGACAAUUACUACAGUUGGCUUAUAAAAAUGUCUCGAUUGCAUCUUGUCCUGUGUUUUUCUAAUGUAAAAUUUUUAAUGUACAUUUUCUUUUCUUAGUGACAAAGACAAUGGGGAAAUUGAAGUCCUUGCCAUAGACAAGUCAAAUACAAAAUUCCAAAUGGAAAGAACAGGCAAUGGUACUAUAAAAGAAGAGUAAUUUGGGCCACCAGCCAGUGCAUUUUAUCAAAGCAUUUCUUUCUCAUUUGCUCAAUGGUCCAUAGUCUCAGCCACAAACCAUGAAGAACAAAGCAAUUGAAAUGAGAAGUUGUGAAGGAAAAGGUAAAAUGAUCCAAGUUUUUUUGCCUUCCAUCUCCAAAUUUGCCAUCAUUGUCUGUCUGUCAUUAGUUUUUCCAUCUCCAAUCGUGUCGCUGCAAUCUGCAAUCAACGUUUGGCCUAAACCAAGGCUAAUUUUAUGGCCAAAACCUGUCGCCACAUUCCUCUCACCAAGUUUCACCAUCAAUUCCCCUCACCACCAAUACCUAACCCCCGCCAUCAACCGCUACCUCCGCCUUAUCCAGACGGAGCACCAUCAUCCCCUUGUGUCCCCUUCGGUCAACAUCUCCAACUCAUCCGCUCUAGAAAUUCUUACCGUGAAUAUAAUUGAUCUCACCGCCCCUCUCCAACAUGGGGUCAAUGAAUCCUACUCUCUCUCCAUUUCUGAAGUAGGUGUCACCGCCUAUUUGACAGCCACCACUGUAUGGGGAGCAAUGAUGGGUCUAGAGACGUUUUCCCAGCUGGUGUGGGGUGAUCCCUCAUCCGUCCCGGUGGGUUUGUAUGUCUGGGAUGCUCCCUUGUUUGCUCACAGGGGAAUAUUGUUGGAUACAUCAAGGAAUUAUUAUGGGGUGGAAGACAUAUUGAGGACUAUAGAAGCAAUGAGUGCUAACAAGCUUAAUGUGUUCCAUUGGCAUAUUGCGGAUUCACAGUCUUUUCCUUUAAUGGUGCCCUCGGAGCCUGAGCUUGCGGCCAAGGGAUCUUAUGGACCUGACAUGAUAUACUUUCCCUCAGAUGUGGCUAGGAUUGUUCAGUUUGGCUUGGAACAUGGGGUCAGGGUCCUGCCAGAAAUCGAUUCACCAGGCCAUACAGGAUCAUGGGCAGAAGCCUACCCAGAAAUUGUUGCCUGUGCUAACAUGUUCUGGUGGCCAGCUGGAAGUCAAUGGCCUGACAGGCUCGCAUCUGAACCAGGAACUGGCCAUUUAAACCCCUUAAACCCCAAAACCUACAAAGUUAUCAAGAACGUAAUUCAUGAUGUAGCCACUCUAUUCCCCGAGACAUUUUACCAUGGAGGAGCUGAUGAGAUAGUUCCUGGAUGUUGGAAAGCUGAUCCCACGAUUCAGUCUUUCCUUUCCAAUGGUGGAACCCUCAGCCAGGUCCUGGAAACCUUUAUUAACUCUACUUUGCCUUACAUUAUAUCCCUUAAUCGUACCGCGGUCUAUUGGGAGGAUGUUUUAUUAGAUGACAAGGUUAAAGUAGACCCCUCAUUUCUUCCAAGGGAGCAUACCAUUUUACAAACAUGGAUCCAUGGCACAAACAGUACCAAAAAGAUCACUGAAGCUGGAUACCGGGCAAUUGUAUCGUCUUCAGAUUUCUAUUAUUUGGAUUGUGGACAUGGAGGUUUUUUAGGGAAUGAUAGCCAAUAUGAUCAGCAAACAGCAGGAGGUAACUCUGGAAAUGGAGGAUCUUGGUGUGGACCAUUUAAAACAUGGCAAACAAUUUAUAACUAUGACAUAACUAAUGGUUUGAGUGAAGAUGAAGCCAAAUUGGUGCUAGGUGGAGAGGUGGCAUUGUGGUCAGAACAAGCUGAUCCUACAGUUUUGGAUUCAAGGAUUUGGCCAAGAACUUCAGCAAUGGCUGAGGCAUUGUGGUCAGGAAACCGUGAUGAGAGUGGGAAAAAGAGGUAUGCUGAGGCAACUGAUAGGUUGAAUGAGUGGAGGUAUAGAAUGGUAAGUAGAGGGAUCAAGGCUGAACCAAUUCAACCAUUGUGGUGUGUUAGGAAUCCAGGAAUGUGCAAUAUAGUCAAUUCAUUUUGAUUUUAUAGUUUUCAAUUAAUUGUUCUUGUUCAACACAGAAUUGAGAAACAAGUUAGAUGAAAUUUGGUUCUCUAAUUCACUUGCUUUAUGCCUCUUACAUUUACAACUUGUAUUGAUGUUUCAAUUGAUUAGCAAAAGAAUGUGUCUUAUAUUAUAUUGCAUAGCUUCUAAUUUUCUUCUUACUUCUAGCAAUAAAUAGUUAACACAUUGGAGAAAAACAAGCAAUUGUUUCUGGGAAGAAAUCAUGCAAGAGUGUGAAACCCAAAGGCAGCAAUUUUUCAGAGAAAUUAUGCAGGAGGAAGCUAGAUGAUAGAAAGAGUUGCAUAAGAAAAUGCAACUGAAAGACAAAGAUUCAUGACAAAGAUUCAUGAAAUGGAAAGACAAUAAAAUUGAGACCCACACCAGUA